UCCCUCUGAAAGGACUACAAUCAACCCUCUCUCUCAAUCAAGAGUUUACCACGACAGUGGGGAACCCACGGAAACAAGUUAACAUUUAAAAACCCUGAAGAAAGAAAGAACUCUGUUUUCACUUCUUUUACAAUGUUACUGGAAUGAAUUUCAGGAAUAAAGUGAGCUUUGUGUGUCUGUUACUCCUGCAAUAGCUGGGAUCUCCCCACCUGGAUUUUACGUGCGGAAGGAUUUUAUGGUCUUGGUGAUCGCUCUUUGGAAUAACAGUUGUGAAGAUUUUGGGGGAUUUAAAGAGAGGAUUUUUUGGGAUUUCCUGUGGAUAUUUUUCGAAUUUUACUGUUAUGGGUUUUACUCUAUGAUUGCGUGAGAGCUGCAUAAGCAGUGUGGGGACAGAGGGGAAGCAGUGCCAACCUGGAAUAUGGUGCUUAAUAUUUGCCCAUCAUUGCCCGUCCUGCCCAAUGGGCUGCUGCUUCUGCUACUGCUGAGCUGUGUACAACUCUCCUCUCAGUCAGACAGUAUGCCACAUUUUAUCAAGUCUCCAGAGGACCAGACAGGGAUUUCAGGAGGAGUGGCAUCUUUUGUGUGCCAAGCAGCGGGUGAGCCCAAGCCUCGGAUCACAUGGAUGAAGAAAGGAAAGAAAGUUAGCUCCCAGCGUUUCGAGGUGAUUGAAUUUGAUGAUGGCUCAGGGUCUGUUCUCCGCAUCCAGCCGCUUCGGACGCACAGGGACGAGGCCAUCUAUGAGUGCACAGCCACCAACAGCCUAGGAGAAAUCAACACCAGUGCUAAACUAACCGUGCUGGAGGAAAACCAGAUUCCUGCCGGCUUUCCCACCAUAGACAUGGGUCCUCAGCUGAAGGUGGUCGAGCGCACAAGAACCGCCACCAUGCUGUGUGCCGCCAGUGGCAACCCUGACCCGGAGAUCACCUGGUUUAAGGACUUCCUGCCUGUAGACAUCAGCAGCAGCAACGGGCGAAUUAAGCAGCUUCGUUCAGGGGGUUCACCGAUACGAGGAGCUCUGCAGAUUGAAAACAGUGAAGAAUCAGACCAGGGGAAAUAUGAAUGUGUGGCAACGAACAGCGCCGGGACGCGCUACUCUGCCCCCGCCAAUCUCUACGUGCGAGUACGACGAGUACCACCCCGUUUUUCCAUACCGCCCACUAAUCAUGAGGUCAUGCCAGGGGGCAGCGUUAACCUCACCUGUGUGGCGGUCGGGGCCCCCAUGCCCUACGUCAAAUGGAUGGAGGGUGAGGUUGAGCUUACCAAGGAUGAGGAGAUGCCCGUUGGACGCAAUGUGCUGGAGCUCACCAACAUCCGUCAGUCUGCCAACUACACUUGCGUGGCCAUCUCAUCUCUUGGUAUGAUCGAUGCAACUGCACAAGUCUCUGUCAAAGCUCUACCGAAGCCCCCUACGUCCUUAAUUGUGACGGAGACGACAGCUACAAGUGUUACUCUGACAUGGGACUCUGGAAACCCCGAGCCUGUGUCUUACUACAUUAUUCAGUACCGGGCCAAGGCCCCAGACACCAGCUUCCAGGAGGUGGAUGGUGUGGCCACCACGCGGUACAGCAUCGGUGGACUCAGCCCGUAUUCUGAGUAUGAGUUCCGCGUCAUGGCCGUCAACAACAUUGGUCGCGGACCACCCAGCGACCCCGUCGAGACCCGGACGGGAGAGCAGGCGCCCUCUUCACCUCCACUCCACGUCCAAGCCCGAAUGCUCAGUGCUAGCACCAUGUUGGUGCAGUGGGAACCUCCAGAGGAACCUAACGGUCAAAUCAGAGGCUACCGCGUCUACUACACGUCGGAUCUAGACGCCCCUCUCAGUGCUUGGCAGAAGCACAACACGUACGACAGCCGUCUCACCACCAUAUCAGGCCUGACUACAGAUAUUACGUACAGCCUGCGUGUACUGGGGUUCACCUCUGUAGGGGACGGACCCCCAUCUGAUGUGUUGCAGGUCAAGACACAGCAAGGAGUCCCCGCUCAACCAUCCAGCUUUGAAGCUGAAGCUGAACUUGAUACACGGAUCCUGCUUACUUGGCUGUGGCCCGUUCAGGACCCCAUCAUUAAAUAUGAGCUGCAGUAUUGGGAGGCCGACUCGAAUAACAAGAUCCACGUCACCUUCGACCCCGCCGGGUCUUACGCCGUCGAAGGAUUGAAGCCGGACACCCUGUAUAAAUUCUCUCUGGCGGCUCGCUCUGAAAUGGGGCUGGGGGUGUUCACUCAGCCUAUUGAAGCCAGGACCGCACAGUCCACCCCAUCCGCCCCCCCUCAAGAUGUGAAUUUGCUCAGUCUGAGCUCCACCAGCAUCAAGGUGAGUUGGGUGCCUCCACCAGCAGCUAGCCGCCACGGCGCAAUAGUGCGCUACACAGUCAGCUACCAGGCAGUGAACGGUGAAGACAGCGAGCGUCACGAGGUGACCGACAUCGGAGCGGAUGCCUCCAGCUAUGUGCUGGAGGGACUGGAGAAGUGGACAGAGUAUCAGGUGUGGGUGAGAGCCCACACCGAUGUGGGCCCCGGCCCAGAGAGCACAGCCAUGCGUAUCCGUACCAACGAGGACGUGCCGGGAGCCCCACCUCGCAAAAUAGAAGUGGAAGCUGUGAACUCCACGGCUAUUCGCGUGACAUGGAAGCCGCCUCUUUCUGGAAAGCAACAUGGCCAGAUCCGUGGAUACCAGGUCAUCUACUCCCGCCUGGAGAACGGGGAGCCACGUGGGCAACCAAACAUCAUGGAUUUAUCUCUUUCAGAGGCACAGUGGAAAAUUGAGGAGUCCACGGAAUAUGAGGCCUUCAUCACUGGACUUUUCUCUGAGACCUCUUACUCUGUAACCGUGGCAGCUUAUACGACCAAGGGUGACGGAGCCCGCAGCAAAGCUAAAGUCAUCACUACUACUGGUGCAGUGCCUGGAAAACCCACCAUGAUCAUCAGCACAACCAUUGGCAACACAGCUCUGAUCCAGUGGCAGUCUCCCAAAGACAUGGUUGGUGAACUUAUUGGCUACCGUCUGAGAUACAAGCGUCUAGAGGAAGAGACCUACGAGGUCCGCGAGUUCGCCCGUUUAGAUGACCACUACACCGCCACUGACCUGCAUAAGGGCGCCACGUACAGCUUUCAGCUUAGUGCCAGGAACCGGGCAGGAGCCGGAGAGGAGUAUGUAAAAGAGAUCAUCACUCCAGAGGAUGUGCCCAGUGGGUUCCCACUCAACCUGCGUGUAGUGGGCCUAACCACAUCCACCACCCGGUUGUCCUGGGAACCCCCUGCCCUGUCUGAGCGAAAUGGCCGUAUCACGCAAUACAAAGUAUUCUACCAUGAUAUCAACAUUAAGCAGAACAGCACAGUCAACACAAAUGACACCCAGAUGACCAUUCAAGGACUUCAACCGGACACCACCUAUGAUAUCCGCGUCCAAGCCUUCACAAGCAAGGGAGCUGGUCGCAUAAGCCCAAGUAUACAGAGCAGGACCAUGUCUACAUCACCCGCAUUUGCUACAAGUUUUGGUGUCAAAGCUGUCAUGAAAACUUCUGUCCUUCUAACCUGGGAGGUACCAGAAAACUACAAAUCUCAAGUGCCUUUUAAGAUCCUCUAUAACCAGCAGAGCGUGGAGGUUCAGGGCAACCUGAAGAGGAAGCUGAUCACGCGUCUGCAGCCGGAUACAGAUUACUCCUUCGUGCUGAUGAGCAGAGGAAACACUGCCGGAGGUCUGCAGCAGCAGGUGUCCAUCCGCACAGCCCCAGACCUGUUCAAAUCCAAACCAGUCCUUUACAAACCAGAUCAGACCAGCACCGGAAAAAUCACAGUUAACCUGCCCAAAGUGCCCACCACGGCACCUGUCAGAUGGUACUACAUCGUGGUCGUACCAGUGUCUCUUACAUCUUCACGUAAAUGGUCUAAUCCUGAUGAGAUGGAACUUGAUGAGCUUCUGGAGUCUAGUGAGGGAGCCCUUCUCAGGAGACGACGUCACACAGACAACGUCAGGCCGUACAUCACCGCAAAACUGGAUUAUCUCCCAGAUACCUUCACCCUGGGUGAUGAAAAGACUUACAAUGGCUUCUUCAAUCGGCCGGUUCCUAAUAACCAGCAUUACCUGUGCUUUGUCAUGGCUGAACUCAAGGAUCAGUACCCUGUCAUCGCCAAUGAGAAACAGCGGAUCUUCUCAGCCAGCCCAUACUCUGAUCCCAUCAUGGUGUCCAUGAAUAGCAGCGAGCUGGCACGCACCAUGGAGCAGCCCGAGAUGCUUUGGGUCAUGGGCCCUGUGCUUGCCGUGGUGGUCAUCAUCAUCAUAGUCAUCGCCAUCCUGCUCUUUAAGAGGAAAAGGGCAUCACCCCUACCCAAAGAUGAUCAUUCUAGUGGUGUGAAGGACUGUCUGCUGGCCAACUCAUCCGAUCCUGUCGAAAUGAGGAGACUCAACUACCAGACGCCAGGAAUGAGGGAACACCCACCCAUUACAGUUUGUGACCUUGCGGACCAUAUUGAGAGACUCAAGGCCAAUGACGCCCUCCGCUUCUCUCAGGAGUAUGAGUCCGUUGAUCCCGGACAACAGUUCACUUGGGAGAACUCCAACUUGGAGGUCAACAAGCCAAAGAACCGUUAUGCCAACGUUAUUGCUUACGACCACUCGAGGGUCGUUCUUACCCCCGUGGACGGUGUUCCAGGUAGCGACUACAUCAAUUCCAACUACAUUGACGGCUACCGUAAGCAGAAUGCCUACAUCGCCACACAAGGGCCCUUGCCCGAGACUCUGAGUGACUUCUGGAGGAUGGUGUGGGAACAAAGGGCCAGUACUAUAGUCAUGAUGACAAGACUGGAAGAGAAAUCCAGGGUGAAGUGUGACCAGUACUGGCCGGUCCGUGGCACUGAGACAUACGGAAUGAUCCAAGUAACCAUGCUUGAUGCUGUGGAAUUGGCAACCUACAGCGUGCGAACCUUCGCCCUUUACAAGAAUGGCUCCAGCGAGAAAAGAGAGAUCAGGCAGUUCCAGUUCAUGGCCUGGCCGGACCACGGAGUGCCUGAAUACCCCACCCCCAUCCUAGCCUUCCUGCGUAGGGUCAAGGCCUGCAACCCCGCUGAUGCUGGACCGAUGGUAGUGCACUGCAGCGCCGGAGUGGGCCGCACCGGAUGCUUCAUAGUCAUCGAUGCCAUGCUGGAACGCAUGAAGCACGAGAAGACGGUGGAUAUCUACGGUCACGUCACAUGCAUGAGAGCUCAGAGGAACUACAUGGUACAGACCGAGGACCAGUACAUCUUCAUCCACGAGGCCUUGCUGGAGGCCGCCACCUGCGGGAACACUGAGGUCCCGGCCCGGAACCUUUACGCCCACAUUCAGAAGCUCACCCAGCCACCGUCCGGAGAGACAGUCACAGCCAUGGAGCUCGAGUUUAAGAGGCUCGCCAACUCCAAAGCCCACACGUCACGAUUCAUCAGCGCCAACCUGCCCUGCAACAAAUUCAAAAACCGGCUGGUCAAUAUCAUGCCCUUUGAGUCGACACGUGUGUGCCUGCAGCCAAUCAGAGGAGUGGAAGGCUCGGACUACAUCAAUGCCAGCUGCAUCGAUGGAUACAGACAACAGAAGGCUUAUAUUGCCACCCAGGGCCCUCUGGCAGAGACCACUGAAGACUUCUGGAGGAUGUUAUGGGAGCACAAUUCCACUAUUGUUGUGAUGCUGACCAAACUCAGAGAAAUGGGACGGGAGAAGUGUCAUCAAUACUGGCCUUCUGAGCGCUCUGCCCGCUAUCAGUAUUUUGUGGUGGAUCCCAUGGCUGAAUACAACAUGCCCCAGUACAUACUGAGAGAGUUCAAAGUCACAGAUGCCAGGGAUGGCCAGUCCAGAACCAUUCGUCAGUUCCAGUUCACUGAUUGGCCAGAGCAGGGAGUGCCAAAAACUGGGGAAGGAUUCAUUGAUUUCAUUGGACAAGUUCAUAAAACUAAGGAGCAAUUUGGGCAGGACGGACCAAUCACUGUGCACUGCAGUGCUGGAGUGGGAAGGACAGGUGUUUUCAUCACUCUCAGUAUAGUCCUGGAGAGGAUGAGAUAUGAGGGUGUGGUGGAUCUGUUCCAGACGGUUAAGACUCUGCGCACACAACGGCCUGCCAUGGUGCAGACAGAGGAUCAGUACCAGCUGUGCUACAGAGCAGCUUUGGAGUACCUGGGGAGCUUUGAUCACUAUGCAACGUAACCACUCCUGGACCGCAGCCCUCUGGUACAACUCUUCAGAAGUGCUCCAAGUGUUCCUUCUGAGCCACCAUUCCUCUGCCCUAUCCUGUACAGAGAGCUGGGGGGUGGGAAGGGGGCAGGCUAUCCAGUGGCUGGUUAACCAAUCACAGCUGUCAGUUAUUGACUGGCACCAUGAGACUGCUUUAAGAAAUAUAGACAACUCUCUUUCAAGAAGCACCAUCUAAAAACGAUUCUAGUUUCUCUUUAGCCAACCCACACUACAGUCGGAGUACUGGUAGCACUAAUUCUCUUUUUUCAUUGUUCUCCUUCUUUCCCGUUGGCUUUUUUUCUAAAUCACGAUUACCGUUUGUUAUUAUUUGAAAAUUCAGUAUGACAACAUUGUUAUUAUUUUUAUUUAGAAUGUUUCUUUUAAUAAUCUUUUUAACGUAUUAUGUCUUAAUGGCCUUUUUUCGUGGGUCUGUUUUUUUCUUAAUGGGUACUGUUUUCUUUUCUUUAUAUAAUAGGUUAUUUUAGCACAAGGACAUGUGUUUUUAACAUGUUCCUAAUACUAAUACCAGAGAACUUCUGUUUUCUAAGCUGCUGAUGGUUUGACUUUUUAACUUGAUUUGAUUGUUAUUCCUCGUAUAAUUGGUCUUAUUGGGCUGAAAAGAGCGGGACUUUGGACUUUGGAAAAGACUUCAUUGUUCUGUCUCUGUCAAUGAAAAAAGAAAAAUCUGGUUAAAUGGUUCUAAAUGUAAACUUUGGUUGAGGAAAACAAAUCAGCUAACUAAUAUAAUCAGCACUGUACAGAACGCAGUAUAGGUUAAAUACUGUAUGAUUUCCAGAUUGGAGUGCAUUCCCCGUGAGGAAUUAAACACAAUCCUGACGAAACACAGCCCGCCUCUUCAUGAUCUUUAAAGACCUGAUAUUGAAAUGAGACCAAUCGCCAUUGGCACCUGUAUAGUAUAAACCACUCCCCCAUGAGGGAGAGCGGACUCUGUUAAUCCAACUCUUCUUUUAUACAGAAAUAUAAAUAUAUAUAUAGACAUAAAUUUAUAAUAAUGAAUAAAUAUCAAUACUAUUAUAGAUACAGUAUAUAAACAGCUUCUGCUCUAUUGUCAAUAAUUCUAUCAAAACGUAAUCCUGGAUUUUCAACAUAGAGAAAACAACGAAAGAGACUGCUGUCUGUGAAUCUAGUAAUGGUACAAAGUUAUAUCUACUGUAUUAUCUAAGCACCCCAAGUAUUUGCUGGUCUUCUCUGUUGGGGUGGGGCAGCACAACUCGAAUAAAAAAUAAACACUUUCUGCAGAAUGUCAUUUCAUGCCUGCUCAAUUACAACUGGCACGUCAAAGGGAGACCUGGCCAUACAUUCAGCAUAUGUUGGCAAGUUCAUUUUUACCUUGUGAAUGAUUAGUGCUGUAGAAGUCCGAUCUGUUGUAUACACAGUCUGUUUUCUAUGUUAAUAAGAAAACUGGAAUAAAAAAUGUUGCAGGAAAAACUCGAUGUUAAUAAAGUUCAAUAAUUGGUUUUUGU
This is a messenger RNA of Triplophysa dalaica, 7680 nucleotides long. It is a transcript of the gene ptprfb, whose product is annotated as protein tyrosine phosphatase receptor type Fb. Bases 419 to 6169 code for a protein of 1916 amino acids. Gene Ontology annotation, molecular function: protein tyrosine phosphatase activity; protein binding. Gene Ontology annotation, biological process: protein dephosphorylation. The record is from RefSeq and is a predicted model, not a curated record. The transcript has 34 exons. NCBI's taxonomy places the organism in Eukaryota, Metazoa, Chordata, Actinopteri, Cypriniformes, Nemacheilidae.